Molecule: messenger RNA, 3357 nt
Organism: Populus euphratica (Euphrates poplar)
Lineage: Eukaryota; Viridiplantae; Streptophyta; Magnoliopsida; Malpighiales; Salicaceae
Product: disease resistance protein RPM1-like
Exons: 4
Coding region: 365-3145 (926 amino acids)
Biological process (GO): defense response to other organism
Molecular function (GO): ADP binding
Source: RefSeq, a predicted model, not a curated record
UUUGUCUGCUGGGGCCACCAUAUAAACUUCCACAACACUAGACAAUUCUAGCCAUUAAUUCACAGCGUACUUAAGUUGUUCGCUGCACAGUGAAAACAAUAAUGCAAGAGAGAGAGAGCGCACCCAUAUAUCACAGAGAUCGAGGAGUUGAAGCAGCAAGCAGUUAAUUAUGGCGACGGGGGAUCAGAUGGUCUCCUUCCUCCAGCUCGAACCAAAUCCAUAACUUCUCAACAAAUUAACUCUUCUAUAUAUAAAGGCAAGGGGCACUGGCCACCUGGGAUAUUGGUGUAGCUGAAGUCUAAAAGCUAUAUUCGGAUCGAAGAUCAUAUGAGAAAAGAAGAUCAAAUAGAAAGGAGAAGAAAAAAUGGCAGAGUCAGCAGUGAGUCUUGUAAUUGACAAGUUGGCUCCAUUGCUAGCUCAAGGGGUGCAACUAUUGAAAGGUCUUUACAAUGAAGUUGCAGAUAUCAAAGAUGAUCUGGAAGCCAUCAGAGCUUUUCUGAAAGAUGCAAACUCAAAGGCUGAGAGAGAAGGUGUGAGCGAAAGUGUGAAACUAUGGGUAAACCAAGCAAGGGAAGUUGCUUAUCAGAUUGAAGAUGUCAUUGACGAAUAUAAUAUGCUUCAUGUGGCACAACAUCGUGAUCGGCGUGUAUUCGCGGGCUUCUUAACUAAAGUCUCUUCCUUGGUUCGGAAAUUGCCUCUACGCCACAAGAUCGCAUCAGAGAUUCAUGAUGUUAGAAAAACUCUUCACAGAAUCAAGGACAGAAGUGAAGGGUUCCGGUUCGCAUCUUCAGAGCAAGGAGGCUCAAGUAACAUUGUCUUGCAUGAUCCUCAAUCAGGUUCUCUUUUCAUUGAAGAUUCCGAGCUUGUUGGCAUUGAAUCUACAAAAGAUGAAUUGAUAAGCCUCUUGGUAAGCGGAGAAUGUCGAAGGACAGUGAUCUCGGUUGUUGGAAUGGGAGGAGUGGGAAAAACCACUCUUGCAAAGAAAGUAUAUGACAGCUACGUGGUGAAACAACACUUUCAAUGCCAUGCUUGGAUUACUGUGUCUCAAUCAUACGACAGGGUGGAACUCUUAAGGAGCACGUUAAAGAAAUUAUAUGAAGCUAAGAAAGAGCCUUUUCCUGAGGCCUUUGUCACAAUGGACGCUUUAUCGUUGAUUGAUGAACUUAGAAAAUAUUUACAGCAAGAACGGUAUUUAGUUGUAUUCGAUGAUGUGUGGGAAAUCCGCUUCUGGGGAGAUGUGGAGCAUGCCUUGGUGGAUAACAACAAAGGUAGCAAAAUACUGGCCACGACAAGAAAUGAGGAUGUUGCUAACUUCUGCAGGAGAUCUUCAUUGGUUCAUGUCUAUCAGAUGAAAUCUCUCCCUCAACGAGAAGCUUGGGAACUCUUCUGCAAAAAGGCAUUCAAGUUUGAUUUUGAAGGGAAUUGUCCAAAAGAUUUGGAGGAAUUGUCGCAAGACAUUGUUAGAAGAUGCGGAGGAUUGCCACUGGCAAUUGUGGCUGUUGGUGGACUUCUAGCGACCAAAGAAAGGGUCGUCCCAGAAUGGCAAAAAUUGGUCAAUAGUCUCGAUUCUACAAUGGCGAGUGAUCCUCAUGUUGAGAAUGUCACUAAAAUUCUCUCCCUCAGUUUUCACGACCUGCCUUACGACCUCAAAGCAUGUUUCUUGUAUUUCGGGAUGCUUCCCGAAGAUUUCUCAAUUAAACGUACAAGAAUAAUUCGGUUAUGGGUGGCUCAAGGUUUUGUACAAGAAAAACGAGGAUUGACAUUAGAAGAAGCCGCGGAAGAGUGCUUGAAUGGACUCAUUCGUCGAAGUCUAGUCCAAGUAGAUGAAGCUAGCAUGAAAGGAAUUCCCACAACAUGUCGAGUGCAUGAUCUGGUACGAGACGUCAUUCUUUCCAGGUCAGAAGAAUUAAGUAUCGGCCAUGUUUCUUGGAAUUCCUCAGCUUUGGAAGGCAUAGCACGACACAUGUCCAUAAGCAAGGGAGGAAGUGACAAUCCAAAGGGAAGCACCAGGUCUCAAACUCGCUCUGUCAUGUUCUUCUGCGGGGCAAAGCUGCAAAAGCCAAUAAUUGAUGCAGUAUUUGAAAAAUGUAAGCUUUUGACCACAUUAGAUUUUGAAAAGUGUCCGAUAGAUGAAAUUCCAGAAGAGUUGGGAAAUUUGCUACACCUGAAGUAUUUAAGCUUAAGAGAUACACUGGUGUCAAAUCUUCCAAAAUCAAUUGGAAAGCUGCAAAACCUAGAGUUCUUAGACUUGAGUGAUUCCUUGGUGGAAAGGUUGCCAGUUGAGGUUAACAGAUUCCCUAAAUUGCGAUAUCUUUUGGGUGAACCUAAACAGGGUUUUGGGUUCGUUGUACGUGGUAGCCUAGGGCAGUUAGAGCUGUUGCAAACACUCUAUUUAAUUAAUGCAGGUUUCCAUCAUGAAAGGGAAUUAAUUAAUGAGAUUGGAAUGUUGAAGCGAUUGAGGAAACUGGGGAUCAUGAAUAUGAAAACUGAAUAUGGAAGGGAUCUAUGCGUUGCGCUAGAGAAUAUGCCUCACCUGCGGUCGCUUUGGGUUGCUUCAGAGGGUUAUGGGGUUGCAAUUAUUGACUUGCAGGCAAUGUCUUCUCCUCCUCUUCACCUCCAAUCUCUCAUUCUUUGGGGGAAAUUAGAAAGGCUGCCUGAGUGGAUUUCCAGACUGCACCAUCUAGCUAAAUUGAGAUUGACUGAUACCAGGUUGAUGGGUGGUGAUUCGAUUAAAGUCUUACAAGCUUUGCCCAAUUUAAGAUUUCUUAGGUUCCUUCGUGGAUACAAUGAAGAGAAGAUGCAUUUUGAAGGAGGAGGGUUUCAGAAACUUAAGUCUCUACGUCUUGCAGGCAUGACUGAAUUGAAUACAAUGAUAAUAGACCAAGGAGCAAUCCCCCUUCUUGAAAAAUUAGAAAUAGGUUUUUGCCAGGGUCUGAAGGAGGUGCCUUCUGGGAUACAACACUUGAAAAAUCUCAAACAGCUAUCAUUGGCAAAGAUGUCAGAUGAGUUCAAUGAGAGAUUGUCACCCAAUAGUGGCCAAGACUACUGGAUAGUGAAACAUGUACCAGUUCUCCAAUACGACGGCACUUACGAUCCUGAUGAUGAAAGUUCUUAUGGAGCAUGGGUGAAGCUCUGGUUCGGGUAGCUAACCAAACUGGCUUAAGGGUUUAUGAUACUACAGGUAAUAUUGAUGAUGUUCAAGUUCUACCUGUUCCCUUCACCAGCUAAUUGCUUGACUCCAUUGAUCACUACCAUGAAAGUGCCUCAAGGAAUUCUGCUUCCAAAGACGCAAUAAUCUUCGUGCUUUAUAACUCUAUGCCAUGCGGCUGUUAUUCUCAAGAGAUCAUUAAUUUUCCU